Messenger RNA from Acaulospora morrowiae, 548 nucleotides. The record is from the annotation of a GenBank genome assembly. NCBI's taxonomy places the organism in Eukaryota, Fungi, Glomeromycota, Glomeromycetes, Diversisporales, Acaulosporaceae.
AAAUUGUUAAGCCUAUUUUAUCACCAGAAGCUGAAAGAGAAUAUCUCGAAACAUUAGGAAUAUUAAAACCUAUUCCACAAUUUCAUCAAACGGAUAUUAUUAGUUCAGGAUGUGAAUUAUUAGAUGAUCAUUAUCAAGUUGAAAUAGAAAAAGAAAGAAAAAUAAAUCGAUCAACAAAUUAUCAGCAGGGACUGUUUGAAGAUAAAACAUUUGCAGAAAAUAAUAAUAAUAAAAAAGAUUAUAAAGAAGUUCCAUUCAAAAAUAAAGCAGUAGUAGUAAUUGCUAAAAAAAAUAUUCCAGGAAUUGUAGAUGAGCUUAUUUGGAAUAUUGAAAAUCGAAUAAAAAUACAUAUUCGUGAAGGCUCAGGUUGGUAUUAUGAAGAAUCAGAAGAAGUAAAUAUUGAAAUGCCAAUUUAUGUCCCUCUAUCAACCAGUUCACACAUUUCUUUACCCAAAGGAAUAUCAAAACAAAACAAUGAAAUUAUCAAUAUCCAAAAUGAGGAUGAUAGAUGUUUUGAAUGGUGUAUCUUUCAGAGUUACACCCAGUAA